GAAAAAGACAUCAUGAUUAGCUGUACUGGUUCUGAAGACAUAUAUUACACGUCUGGUGCAUAUGCAUCCAACUACGAUACGCUGGAGCACAUAGGCAGCGGUGCUUUUGGUUGUGUGAAGUUGUCAGCCCGUAGAAGUGACGGCCUUCUGGUUGUGACAAAGUUUAUUCGCAAGGAUCGCGUGCUCGAAGGCGGAUGGACUAACGACAAGCAGUACGGCAGGAUUCCGACAGAAAUCAAUUUGCUCCUGGGCUUGGAUCAUCCAAACAUCAUAAAGGCAAAUGUUGGACGAGUUUUACGUUUAUUCUUUGUCUGGCGAAGCUUAUUCACCGAACCAGCUGCACGUUUCCUGAUGGGUACCUGCGUCGAGCUGGACCAUCAUCUGCCGCGAAUGGCGCAGCUCCAUACUCAAGACUCGCAUCAGGUCAUCAACUUCUUCCAAAAUGAUAAAUACUUUCAAGUCAUAAUGGAAAAGCAUGGGUCUGGAAUGGAUUUAUUCGAGUUCAUCGACCGAGAGCCAGACAUGGAUGAAGCUCUUGCUAGUUACAUCUUUCGACAAAUAGUGGACGCUGUGGCGUAUCUGCAUGAGUUAAAUAUACUGCAUCGCGACAUCAAGGAUGAAAAUAUACUCAUAAAUCACAAAUUUCACUGCAAGCUGAUCGAUUUUGGUGCUGCCACUUUCUUUGAUCCAGAUAAGCUAUCCACGAGAUUCUGUGGCACCCUUGAGUACUGCAGUCCUGAGAUACUAUCCGGUCAUAAGUAUCGUGGCGAAGAGCAGGAAAUGUGGUCGCUUGGUAUUCUGUUGUUCACGUUGGUGUUUUUCGACUGUCCUUUUCGAAGUGCUGAACAAGUGCUAAAGGGUGAUUUCUGGUUUCCGCGCGAUGUUUCUGAAGGUGCGUUAAUGCUCAUUUCUGUCAUGUUUAUGCUUUGAUU
Messenger RNA from Soboliphyme baturini, 932 nucleotides. The record is from the annotation of a GenBank genome assembly. Lineage: Eukaryota; Metazoa; Nematoda; Enoplea; Dioctophymatida; Soboliphymatidae.